GCGGGGUCGCGCUGCGGGGUGCUGGCCCAGCGGUCGCAGAGCCUAGGCUGAGGGUUCGAGGGGUACUCGCUGAGUGAGGGCCUAGCGGCCGCGCCCUGCCAUGGAGCGGGCGAAGAUGGCGGAGGAGAGCCUGGAGACGGCAGCGGAGCACGAGCGGAUCCUGAGGGAGAUCGAGAGCACAGACACGGCCUGCAUCGGGCCCACGCUCAGGUCUGUCUAUGAUGGUGAGGAACAUGGACGAUUCAUGGAGAAGCUAGAAACUCGCAUCCGCAAUCAUGACCGAGAAAUUGAGAAAAUGUGCAACUUUCACUACCAGGGCUUUGUGGACUCUAUUACCGAACUACUGAAAGUACGAGGAGAAGCCCAGAAACUCAAAAACCAAGUGACGGAUACUAACAGAAAACUGCAGCAUGAAGGCAAGGAACUGGUAAUAGCAAUGGAAGAGCUGAAGCAGUGUCGACUACAACAGAGAAAUAUUUCUGCCACCGUUGAUAAGUUAAUGCUGUGUCUUCCAGUCCUAGAGAUGUACAGCAAACUGAGGGACCAGAUGAAAACCAAAAGGCAUUAUCCUGCUCUGAAGACUCUGGAACAUCUGGAGCACACCUAUCUGCCUCAAGUGAGCCACUAUCGAUUCUGCAAGGUGAUGGUGGACAACAUCCCGAAGCUUCGGGAGGAGAUAAAAGAUGUUUCCAUGUCUGACCUCAAAGACUUUUUGGAGAGCAUCCGCAAACAUUCAGACAAAAUCGGAGAGACUGCCAUGAAGCAAGCCCAACAGCAAAGAAACCUGGAUAACAUUGUCUUGCAGCAGCCUAGAAUAGGAAGCAAGAGAAAAUCUAAGAAAGAUGUUUAUACGAUCUUUGAUGCAGAGAUGGAGAGCACAAGCCCAAAGUCUGAACAGGAUUCAGGAAUUCUAGACGUUGAAGAUGAGGAAGAUGAUGAAGAGGUACCCGGGGCUCAAGACUUGGUGGAUUUCUCUCCUGUGUAUCGAUGUCUACACAUAUACUCUGUCCUGGGUGCCCGAGAAACGUUUGAGAAUUACUACCGAAAACAGAGGCGAAAACAGGCUCGGUUGGUGCUCCAGCCUCCAUCUAACAUGCACGAAACUUUAGAUGGCUACAGGAAGUAUUUCAAUCAAAUUGUAGGAUUUUUUGUGGUUGAAGAUCACAUUUUACAUACAACCCAAGGUUUAGUGAAUAGAGCCUACAUUGAUGAACUGUGGGAAAUGGCACUUUCAAAGACCAUCGCUGCAUUGCGUACCCACUCGUCCUACUGUUCUGACCCGAACCUUGUCUUGGACUUGAAGAACCUCAUUGUGCUCUUUGCUGACACACUUCAGGUGUAUGGUUUUCCUGUGAAUCAACUUUUUGAUAUGCUGUUGGAAAUAAGAGACCAAUAUAGUGAAACCUUGUUGAAGAAGUGGGCAGGAGUCUUCCGAAACAUACUUGAUUCUGACAACUACAGUCCUAUACCAGUAACAAGUGAAGAGACAUACAAAAAGGUUGUAGGACAGUUCCCAUUUCAAGAUAUAGAACUGGAAAAGCAGCCAUUUCCCAAAAAGUUUCCUUUCUCUGAAUUUGUGCCAAAAGUUUACAACCAGAUUAAAGAAUUUAUCUACGCCUGCCUGAAGUUUUCAGAAGAUCUUCAUCUAAGCUCCACUGAAGUUGAUGACAUGAUCCGUAAGUCUACAAACCUGUUGCUGACCAGGACUCUGAGCAACUCUCUGCAGAACGUCAUUAAGAGGAAGAACAUUGGCCUUACUGAGCUUGUCCAGAUAAUCAUCAAUACAACACACUUGGAGAAGUCCUGUAAAUACCUGGAGGAAUUCAUCACCAAUAUCACUAAUGUGCUUCCAGAGACGGUUCAUACCACCAAGCUCUAUGGCACCACAACUUUCAAGGAUGCUAGACAUGCAGCUGAAGAAGAGAUAUACACAAACUUAAAUCAGAAGAUUGACCAGUUUCUGCAGCUGGCUGACUACGACUGGAUGACCGGAGACCUGGACAACAAAGCCAGCGACUACCUAGUCGACCUCAUCGCCUUCCUUCGCAGCACGUUUUCUGUCUUCACACACCUUCCUGGGAAAGUGGCCCAGACAGCCUGUAUGUCAGCCUGCAAGCAUUUAGCCACGUCCUUGAUGCAACUUUUGCUAGAAGCAGAAGUAAGGCAGCUCACUUUGGGAGCAUUGCAGCAGUUCAACCUGGAUGUCAGGGAAUGUGAACAGUUUGCCAGAUCCGGCCCGGUGCCUGGGUUCCAGGAGGACACGCUGCAGUUGGCCUUCAUCGACUUGAGACAACUAUUGGACCUCUUCAUUCAGUGGGAUUGGUCCACAUACCUUGCUGACUAUGGACAGCCCAACUGCAAGUACCUCCGGGUGAACCCUGUGACAGCUCUGACUCUGCUUGAAAAGAUGAAAGAUACUAGCCGCAAGAACAGCAUGUUUGCACAGUUCCGGAAAAAUGAGCGGGACAAGCAGAAGCUGAUUGACACUGUGGCCAAGCAGCUCCGAGGACUCAUCAGCAGCCACCACUCCUGAAUGUUGGCCUUGGGCCCACAGAGGCCACUUGCCCAUAGCCAGUGGUCCAGGAUCUCCCCUGGACUGGCCCUGCAUUUGUGCAUUCUUCCUCAAAGAGAGCAUCUGUAUUUUUUUAUUAACCCCUGUACAGUAUUCACAUAACCUUUCCCUAUAGUAAGAGAGGCACAAGAACAAGCAAGAACAUAAAGGGCUUAGAGGAAGUCACUGCCACACUUCCCGUGCUAUCCUGGGAACACUACACUGUCAUGCCAACACAGUGAGCAGCCUCUUAUCCAGUGCUCCACAAAUUCAUUUGGUGCCUGGCGCUGGGAGGUGAGACAAAGAAAUAAAAGGAUAAAAAUACUCAGCCUGUCAGCUCUCCAGUGCUCGCUUAAGUGAACAGGAGAGCCUGGAGCCAUGCCUAUGUGAUAUACCAAAGCCAGCCUCAGCUUAAGAUAUCCGUCUGCCUCGUUGGCUGAAUUAUCGGCUCAUGAGAGUACGGUAUGUGGCAAAAUGACUAUUUCACUCUGGUCCAAUAGGUGGUGUUUCAUUAGUGUAAGUCUAACCAGGCCUUCUGGCCUGCUGUGGGGUAGUGAGCUGAGUAAACAUUUGGGCCU
Molecule: messenger RNA, 3129 nt
Organism: Acomys russatus (golden spiny mouse)
Lineage: Eukaryota; Metazoa; Chordata; Mammalia; Rodentia; Muridae
Gene: Exoc6b
Product: exocyst complex component 6B
Exons: 22
Coding region: 101-2533 (810 amino acids)
Biological process (GO): exocytosis; Golgi to plasma membrane transport; intracellular protein transport
Cellular component (GO): exocyst; membrane
Source: RefSeq, a predicted model, not a curated record